AGAAUUUUUAAUUUAGCCACUGAAUUAUGUCUCUUUUAUUUUUAUUUUUUCUUGGUACAGAGCUUAUGCUGCUAGGAUUUAUAUCAUUGCUGCUAACAGUAGGACAAAGUCCAAUUUCCAACAUAUGUGUAUCAGAAAAAAUUGGAAAUUCAUGGCAUCCCUGUAGUAAGCAGAAAGAGGAAGAACUAACGAAGGAUGGUGAAGACAUUUCAGAAAACUCGUCUGAGCAACACCGCCGGAGACUUCUUAUGGCGGCUGCCAGUGGCAGCGUUCGUCGAAUCUUGGCUGGUGGGGGGGAUGACAAAUGCGCAGCCAAGGGAAAAGUACCAUUUGUGUCUGCCGAUGGCAUUCAUCAAUUGCACAUUUUCAUCUUUGCGCUGGCUGUUUUUCACGUUCUAUACUGUAUUACAACUUUGGCUUUGGGAAGAGCUAAGAUGAGAAGUUGGAAGUCAUGGGAAAAUGAAACAAAAACAGCUGAAUACCAAUUUUCUCACGAUCCUGAGAGGUUUCGGUUUACGAGAGAAACAUCAUUUGGGAGAAGACACUUGAGCUUUUGGACCAAAAAUCCUGUCCUACUUUGGGUCGUAAGUAUAUUUCUUUUAAUCUCCUAGUUAUUACGUAAUACUAGUAUUUCAUAUAACAAAAUUAAUUAUAAAUAUUUUAAAUUAAUUACAAAUAUUUUAAUUUUUAUAUUUUUUUUCUUUAAAAUUCUCAUACAUAUCAAAACAUUCUUUUUAGAUGGACUAAUUCUCCUUAAUAUAUGUCUAAAAUUAAGCAAUCAUUAUUUGAUAAUUUUAAGAUUUUUAAAUUCAAACAUUAACUGAUCAAAUUCCUCAAUUUCAUCAUCUUCUUCAAUUAUUUUUGAGAUUUUUAAUUUCUUAUUUUUUUUUAACUUUACCAAAUCAAAUUACAUGCACUUCUUGUAUAUUGACUGAGUAAAUU
This is a messenger RNA of Capsicum annuum, 942 nucleotides long. RefSeq names its product MLO-like protein 2. Gene Ontology annotation, biological process: defense response. The record is from RefSeq and is a predicted model, not a curated record. Gene Ontology annotation, cellular component: membrane. Bases 27 to 611 code for a protein of 194 amino acids. Lineage: Eukaryota; Viridiplantae; Streptophyta; Magnoliopsida; Solanales; Solanaceae. The transcript is spliced from 4 exons.